Molecule: messenger RNA, 6378 nt
Organism: Penicillium alfredii
Lineage: Eukaryota; Fungi; Ascomycota; Eurotiomycetes; Eurotiales; Aspergillaceae
Product: glutamate synthase (NADH)
Exons: 5
Coding region: 1-6378 (2125 amino acids)
Molecular function (GO): flavin adenine dinucleotide binding; glutamate synthase (NADH) activity; iron ion binding
Source: RefSeq, a predicted model, not a curated record
AUGGGUCUCAACUUGGAGGAGCUCUAUGGCAAAGAUCUAAGUGAGGACCAGCCUCCACAGGAGUACUCGGAAUACCAGCCAAAGCAAGGUUAUGGAUGGGCAAACACCCUGCCCGAGCGGCAGGGCCUGUAUGACCCAGAAUAUGAGAAGGAUGCUUGCGGUGUAGGCUUCGCAGCUCACAUCAAGGGCAAGCCGAGCCACAAGAUUGUGAGCGAUGCGCGCAAUUUGCUGUGCAAUAUGACACACCGAGGAGCCGUGGGCUCAGACGCACGAGAUGGCGAUGGUGCUGGUGUGAUGACCAGUAUCCCGCACAAGUUCUUCAUCAAGAACUUUGCCCGCGAGGUGGGCGUGGAGCUUCCCCCGCUGGGUCAAUAUGCGGUCGGCAACUUGUUCUUUAAACCCGACCAAGAGGCCCUCAAGGAAUCCACUGCAAGCUUCGAGGAGCUGGCAACAUCCCUGGGGUUGCGCGUCCUGGGAUGGCGUGAAGUGCCGCGGGACUCGACCAUUCUUGGUCCGGCCGCCCUUUCGCGAGAGCCGAUCAUUAUGCAGCCCUUUGUCGUGUUGAAGUCGGCAUACGGCGAGGGCAGCAAGCCCGAAAUCACCGACACCGACAAAUUCGACGAGCGUACUUUUGAGCUCCAGCUGUAUGUUUUGCGGAAGCGUGCCACACAUGUCAUCGGUCUCGGCAACUGGUUCUACCUGUCCUCCCUCAGCAACCGCAACAUUGUCUACAAGGGUCAGUUGUCCCCCGUCCAGGUGUAUCAAUACUACCAUGACCUGGUCAAUGUCGACUACGAGGGUCACUUCGCCCUCGUCCACUCCCGGUUUUCUACCAACACAUUCCCCUCCUGGGACCGUGCCCAGCCCCUGCGGUGGGCUGCUCACAACGGUGAAAUCAACACGUUGCGGGGAAACAAGAACUGGAUGCGUGCGCGUGAGGGAGUUCUUCGGUCGGAGGUUUUCGGCAACGAGCUUGACUUGUUGUAUCCGAUUGUGGAAGAAGGCGGUUCGGACUCGGCGGCUUUCGACAACGUGCUGGAGCUGCUGAUGAUCAACGGCGUCCUGUCUUUGCCCGAAGCGGUGAUGAUCAUGAUUCCCGAGGCCUGGCAGGACAACCCGGCCAUGAAUCCCGCCAAGUCUGCUUUCUACGAGUGGGCCGCCUGCCAGAUGGAGCCCUGGGAUGGCCCUGCUCUUUUCACCUUCUCCGAUGGACGCUACUGUGGUGCCAACCUGGACCGAAACGGUCUGCGUCCGUGCCGUUUCUAUGUCAUGGAUGAUGACCGCAUUGUCUGUGCCUCCGAGGUCGGUGCGAUCGACAUCGACCCCGAGAGAGUCGUUCAAAAGGGCCGUCUGCAACCUGGAAAGAUGCUGUUGGUCGACACGGUGGCCGGCCGGAUCAUUGACGAUACUGAACUGAAGCAGACUGUAGCCAAGCGCCAGGACUUUGCCAGCUGGCUGGACAAGGAACUCCUGAAGCUGCCUGCCAUCAACAAGAAGCUGCUGGAGAGAAAUGUUGACCUUUCCUUUUCUCUUGAUGACAACACCAUUCAGAACGACCCGCGCCUCAGGGCCUUUGGUUACUCUUUCGAGCAGGUCAGCCUGCUGCUUGGUCCUAUGGCGGCGGAUUCCAAGGAAGCUCUUGGUUCCAUGGGCAAUGAUGCGCCCCUGGCUUGUAUUGCCCAGCAGCCUCGCCUGCUCUACGAAUAUUUCCGCCAGCUGUUCGCACAGGUCACCAACCCGCCCAUUGACCCCAUCCGUGAGGCUGUGGUCAUGUCUCUCGAGUGCUACGUCGGUCCUCAAGGUAAUUUGCUCGAGAUGGAAUCCUCGCAAUGCCACCGCUUGCUGUUGCCCUCCCCCAUUUUGAGCAUUCCUGAGUUCAAUGCCUUGAAGAAUAUCAACCGGGCUCACAAGGACUGGACUGUCCGGACUAUCGACAUCACCUUCGAAAAGAAGAAGGGGACCGCAGGCUAUGUCGAAGCUCUCGAUGCCAUCUGCGAUGCCACUACCGAGGCCAUCCAGAACGGUGACAAGGUCAUCAUUCUCUCCGACCGCGCUACUUCGGCGGAGCGCGUUCCUGUCUCUGCACUGCUGGCCACCGGUCUUGUGCACCACCACCUGGUUCGUAACAAGUGGCGUUCGCUCGCUGCUCUGGCAGUCGAAACUGCCGAAGCUCGCGAGGUGCACCACCACUGCGUCUUGCUGGGAUACGGUGCCGACGCCAUUAACCCUUACCUUGCCCUGGAGUGCAUUCUCAAGAUGAACCGGGAGAACCUGAUCCGCAAAAACAUCCCCGACGAGAAGGUCAUUGAAAAUUACAAGGGAUCUUGCGAUGGUGGUAUCCUCAAGGUUAUGAGCAAGAUGGGAAUUUCCACCCUCCAGUCCUACAAGGGUGCUCAGAUUUUCGAAGCCCUUGGUAUCGAUGACAGCGUCAUCGACCGCUGUUUCGCUGGUACUGCGAGCCGCAUCCGGGGUAUUACCUUUGAUUUGAUUGCACAGGAUGCGUUUGCCUUCCACGAGCGCGGAUACCCGUCGCGUUCUAUCGUCGAAGUCCCCGGUCUCCCUGAAUCGGGUGAGUAUCACUGGCGCGACGGCGGAGAGUCCCACGUCAAUGACCCCGUUAGCAUUGCCAACAUGCAGGAUGCUGUUCGGAGCAAGAAUGACAAGUCCUACGAAGCCUACGCCAAGGCCGAGCAUGAGCAAAUCAAGAACUGCACUUUGCGUGGUAUGCUCGACUUCGACUUUGAGCAGCGAACUCCCAUCCCCAUCGACCAGGUCGAGUCAUGGACCGAGAUUGUCCGUCGCUUUGUGACGGGUGCCAUGUCUUACGGAUCAAUCUCCAUGGAAUCUCACUCGACUUUGGCUAUUGCCAUGAACCGUUUGGGCGGCAAGUCCAACACGGGUGAGGGAGGUGAAGAUCCCGAGCGCAGUAAGCGUAUGGAGAAUGGUGACACCAUGCGGUCUGCUAUCAAACAGAUCGCCUCGGGCCGUUUCGGUGUGACGUCCAACUACCUGGCCGAUGCCGAUGAGCUGCAAAUCAAGAUGGCCCAAGGUGCUAAGCCCGGUGAGGGUGGUGAGCUGCCAGGCCACAAGGUGGUUGGUCCCAUUGCUCGCACUCGAUACUCGACUCCCGGUGUCGGUCUCAUCUCUCCGCCUCCGCAUCACGAUAUCUACUCCAUCGAGGAUCUGAAGCAGCUUAUCUAUGACCUCAAGUGCUCCAACCCUCGAUCCCGUGUCUCCGUCAAGCUCGUGUCUGAGGUUGGUGUUGGUAUCGUUGCCUCUGGUGUCGCUAAGGCCAAGGCGGACCACAUUUUGAUUUCCGGCCAUGACGGUGGCACUGGUGCCUCGCGUUGGACUGGUAUCAAGUAUGCUGGUCUUCCAUGGGAGUUGGGUCUCGCCGAGACUCACCAGACCCUUGUUCUGAACGAUCUCCGAGGCCGUGUCGUUGUCCAGACUGAUGGUCAAAUCCGUACCGGUCGUGACCUUGCUAUUGCCUGUCUGCUGGGAGCUGAGGAAUAUGGCUUUGCCACAACCCCGCUGAUCGCAAUGGGCUGUAUCAUGAUGAGGAAAUGUCACCUGAACACCUGCCCUGUCGGUAUCGCUACGCAGGACCCCGAACUCCGCAAGAAGUUCCAGGGUACCCCUGAGCACGUCAUCAACUUUUUCUACUAUGUCGCCAACGAGAUGCGUGCCAUCAUGGCUAAGCUGGGUAUCCGCUCGGUGAAUGAGAUGGUCGGUCGUGCUGAGCUCUUGAAGAUCCGGGAAGACCUUCGGAACGUCAAACAGGAGCGGGUGGACCUUUCGCUCAUUCUUACUCCUGCACACUCUCUUCGCCCUGGAGUCGCCACAUACAAUGUCAGGAAGCAGGACCACCGCCUGCACACUCGCCUUGAUAACAAACUGAUCGCCGAGUCUGAGCUUGCUCUAGAGAAGGGCCUGCCUUGCCGCAUCGAGUGUGACAUUGUCAACACUGACCGUGGUCUGGGUGCCACCCUUUCAUACCAAAUCAGCCGACGCUACGGCGACACUGGUUUGCCCCAAGACACCAUUCACGCCAACAUCAAGGGCUCCGCUGGCCAGUCCUUUGGUGCUUACCUCGCCCCAGGUGUGACCCUGGAGCUUGAAGGUGAUGCGAACGACUACGUCGGCAAGGGCUUGUCUGGUGGUCGCCUCAUUAUCUAUCCGCCCCGUGGCGCAGCCUUCAAGGCCGAAGAGAACGUGAUUAUUGGUAACACCUGUCUCUACGGUGCUACCCGUGGUGCUUGCUACUUCCGCGGUGUUGCGGCCGAGCGCUUUGCUGUCCGUAACUCCGGUGCGACUGCUGUCGUUGAGGGUGUGGGCGAUCAUGGUUGUGAGUACAUGACCGGUGGUCGUGUCCUUGUUUUGGGCUCUACCGGCCGCAACUUUGCUGCCGGUAUGUCUGGUGGUAUCGCCUAUGUGCUGGACAUGAAUCAAGACUUCCACUCGAAGGUCAAUCUGGAGAUGGUUGAGGUUUCCGGUAUCGAGGACCCCUCUGAAAUUGCCUUUGUCCGUGGCCUGAUUGAGGAUCACCACCACUACACUGGAUCUGAGCUGGCUGCCCGUAUUCUUCUCGACUUCACUCGUGCUCUUCCCCACCUCGUCAAGGUUCUGCCGACCGACUACAAGCGCGUGAUGGAGGAAGCGGCUGCCAAGGCAGAGGCUGCGAAAAAGGCGGAAUUUGCUCUCCCUCAGCUUCCCAGCAACCCCGUGAAUGCUGAUAAGACCAAGGCCCAGACCAGUGACAAGAAGGCCGACUUGCUGGAUAUCGAGGACAGCAUCAGCGACUCCAAGACCGAGAAGAAGCGGUCUGCGCUUAUUUUGGACAAGACUCGCGGCUUCAUGAAGUACAGCCGUCACAGCGAGAAGUACCGCAACCCGACUACCCGCACUCGCGACUGGGCCGAGAUUUCUAAUCGCCUCGGUGAGGACGAGCUCAAGUACCAGUCGGCACGUUGCAUGGACUGCGGUGUUCCUUUCUGUCAGUCUGACACGGGCUGUCCCAUCUCCAACAUCAUUCCUAAGUGGAAUGAAUUAAUUUUUAGAGGCCAAUGGCAGGAUGCUCUGAACCGCCUGCUCAUGACCAACAACUUCCCCGAGUUCACUGGUCGUGUUUGCCCGGCCCCCUGUGAGGGUGCCUGUGUUUUGGGUAUCAACGAGGACCCUGUUGGCAUCAAAUCGAUUGAGUGUGCCAUCAUUGACCGUGGAUUUGAGAUGGGCUGGAUGGUCCCCAGUCCUCCCAAGACUCGCACCGGCAAGAAGGUCGCUCUCAUUGGAUCUGGUCCUGCUGGUUUGGCCACUGCUGAUCAGCUGAACCGUGCUGGUCACAGUGUGACUGUCUACGAGCGUGCGGAUCGGAUCGGAGGCCUUCUCAUGUAUGGUAUUCCUAACAUGAAGCUUGACAAGAAGAUCGUCCAGCGUCGUGUCGACCUCAUGGCCGCCGAGGGUAUUCAAUUUGUUGCCAGCACCGCUGUUGGUCCUGAAAAUGAGAUCUCCCUGCAGUCCCUCCGUGCCACGAACGACGCGGUGGUUAUCGCCACUGGUGCUACUGUCGCGCGUGACCUCAAGGUUCCCGGACGUGAGCUGGAUGGUGUGCAUUUCGCCAUGCAGUUCUUGCACAAGAACACUAAGUCCCUGCUGGACUCCGGUUUCUCCGACGGCGAGUACAUUUCCGCCAGGGACAAGCAUGUUGUUGUCAUUGGCGGUGGUGAUACCGGCAACGACUGUAUCGGUACUUCGGUCCGCCACGGUGCCAAGUCCGUCACCAACUUUGAGCUGCUGCCCCAGCCUCCGCCAGAGCGUGCUCGUGACAACCCCUGGCCGCAGUGGCCCCGUAUCUACCGUGUCGACUACGGCCACUCCGAGGUCAAGACCCACAUGGGUAACGACCCGCGUGAGUACUGUGUUAUGUCGACCGAGUUUACGGAUGACGGCAACGGUCGCGUCAAGGGCAUCAACACCGUUCGUGUGGAAUGGACCAAGAGUGCUACUGGUGGUUGGGACAUGAAGACUGUGGAGGGUAGUGAGCAGUUCUUCCCUGCCGACCUAGUUCUUCUUUCCAUGGGAUUCCUGGGCCCCGAGGACCGCAUGCUGGGUGACGAAAUUGAGCGUGACCCUCGCAAGAAUGUCAAGACACCCCCGGGGCACUACGCAACCAACCUCCCCGGUGUCUAUGCGGCAGGUGACUGCCGUCGUGGACAGUCCCUCAUUGUCUGGGGUAUCAACGAAGGUCGUCAGUGCGCCCGUGAGGUCGAUGCCUUCCUCAGUGGCACCAGCUCCCAGCUGCCUGUCACUGGUGGCAUUGUCCGCCGCCCUGCUAUCGACUCCGUUCCUCAGGCGACUGAGACUCAGGUCAUUGCUUAA